AUGUCUAGGUGCAGGUUCAAUAAUACGAUCGAGCCACGAAAGUACAUAACUUAUCAGGAACGGGUGUUACUCCCGAGAAAGCUAGCGCCAAGCGAAAAAGCUGAGGUCGUGAACGGAGCGCGUCAACUUUCCUUACGACCACAGACAUGCGACAUCAAAACACCACAACGCCACAAAUUGCCAGUGAUCAGGGUUGAUGGAGACGAGAUGGCUAACUCUAGCCUGUUUUACGCUUACCAAGAGACACGACUAGAUUUGGACUCCCCCUCGCAAGGUACCACUAUUGCGAUCCGUUUGCCUGCUGGCGCAUCAAUAUACUCCAGACCAGCUUCAAAACGAUCCCGUGCUGUUGAACUCCCGAUCGCAGAGGAUGAAAAUGCCUUCAGGCAGCGGUACUUGGCGUCGGCUGCAUCAAUUUAUCAUCGAACCCACUACAAGUCGCCGAGAAGCUUUCUUUGGAGGGUGCUGGAAGAUGGAAAGGUCCUCUCGAUUCGAUCAGUCGACGUCUCUAGGGCCAGCAAAGCCGUCGAUGCCAACCUUACACUGCGAAUGAGUAUUCCGAGCGCGAUUAGACAAGGAUGUAUUGCGAUUACGGACUCGCCGGAGCAUGAUACUCUGAGCGUAUUCUUCUUGACGGAAAACAAGCAACUCUACACACUUACCCUUAAGCCAGAAUACUUUCGAAAAGCUGCGAGCACGGAGGAUAACGUAGGGGAAUGGUGCAAGGUCUACAAUUCUGCUGGGUUGGGUAUCAAACAUCCGCAUAGACUUGUAGCUCUAGGCGUAGAUGACCUGUUGAUUUCCAUGAUCGACGGUGGACUGUUGAGGCUCAACAGAAGUUCUGGAACUGGUAAUUUUCUCUGGAAGGAGACACAUUAUAAUGAAGGCGGCUGGGGGCUUAAUGUUCGAUCUAUUUCACUGUUCCAACGUGCAAACAUGAUUUCCUACGCCGGACAAAACAUGGAGCUUUCCGCGGCUACCUCCAUAGCUGCUCCGGAAAUACAACUCGAUGGAACACCUUUUGCGUUCACAGUCUGCUUGGACCAUCGAUUACGCAUCUGGAACCUGGCAACUGGAAAAAUCGCCUGCACGAAAGACAUCCUGGCCGACGAUCAGGAGCAGCCAGACCAACCCAAGAAAGUCAUUGAUCCGUCACAAUCGCAAUUGGUCAAGUUACUAGGUGACAACGAGGAGAGCGCUCUCUGUGUCACAUACUCUCCCCUGGGAAGCGGCGAGUUUAAAUUCUGGAAUGUCACUCCUCGGGCGGAUGGAAAGCUUGACAUAAGUGAUAUAUUUCAAGGCAGUCUCCUGAAGCCCUUGCUCCCAAAACCCGACGAGAUUUGGACAUUGGCGGACUUCUCCGUCGUCCUCGACAGGGACGACCACAACAAGAUUAGCCUAUGGGUAUUGUGGAAGAAUGACAUAGCAUCUCAUCUUCAUUACCUGGAGUUCUAUCGCAAUGCCGACGUGGGUCAAGUUGAGGUAGCGUGGAAGGAGGACUGGAUGGCCAUGAAAAAAUGUCCAGCGCUCGACAAGUCACCUCCACCAAUCGUCUUUUCUGGAGACUCCUCUGACGGGACAGAGAAAUGGCUUGAACUUAUUCUUCAUCCUGGCAGGUUUACGACUGCUACGCUUGAAACAGGCCUUGCAAUCUACACGCGUGGACUAGGCUCACUCAAAGCAUCCGCUCGCAAGCCAGGUUCUCUACCAGACAGACUCUGUACAACAAUAGCUGCAGCAGCUACCCUGAAUCGGUCUUCCAGUGGCGAUAUGGACUACGAGCAGUUUCGUCUUGCCACAGACGCCCAGUGGCGAAGAUUCUUUCGAGUUAUCUUCGAGCUCGAUCAGCAGCGUGGCGAAGCUAUGUCGCUAUCAGUUAAUCCUGAAGGAGAUAUGCCUUGGUUGGUUUUGGCGGAUGGGAUCUCGGCUAGCCGAGACUGUAGCCCUUUGGAACGAAUUUUAUUCAACCAUGAUCGGGCUUAUUCUGAAAACGAGCAUGUGGCCCGUCCACUGUUCGCUGCAACUGAUUUCCGGAAGUCACUCUCUGAGCAGUUCUUGCACGCCUGCAAGACCCAGAUGUUAGAGGAGAUUUGGCAACAGCCAUCUCUCACUGCCCCAGCAAGGAUGCGAAUAUUUUACGAGAAAUGCGACUUUACUGGUCAGAUAGGAGACGACUCAUUCCAUGACCUCCAAGUUGACCUAGGGGGUAACUUCAAAAAUGUCACCUCGCAGGUUUACACUGCCAUCCUGCAGCUCAUGAACGCCUCCGAGGAUUUCGAACGCGCCAAAAACCAACCUUUAGCAGAAACCGGCUACAAGCUGCUCAUGAAGGGCGUCCAAGAUACAGUGGAAUUGCACCGAGAAAUAUGUCUAGAUCAACUCAUACUCCUGAUACUGAUAGAGUACGAGAUAAAUCACUCAGAAGACGGAAUUCAAUUCGAAAGUGGCGUGGUAUUCCUUGAGCUCCUCAAUUUGUUGCAAAACCUAGAGUGUAUUAGGUGGCUUGUUCGCACGCAAAUAACUUUGGACGUUCCCAAGCUUGAACGUUCUAACUCCUUGGAUGUGCAGGCCCCGAGUUCCACAAAAAAGGUCCCGACACCGAAGACGGUGACUGUGUUGGAGGGCGCCUUCCGGUACUUACUAGGGUUGGAUCUACGACCAGGGGAGAGAAUGACUUCGGUUGUGACUGAGCAAAUUCUGCAGAUAUGUGCAAUCGAUAGCAGCUACGAGGUUCAGACUUCCCUGAUGCAGUGCUGGCUGCUUAAGGAAGGCCGACCUGACCUCGCCAUCGAAUUCUCGCACUUCACAGCUCAUGACGCUUUCUCUAUCUACGUCCAAGGACGAGUUCAUCUAGCCAACAACGAUGCUCCAGCAGCCUCAGCGCUUUUCAAAAAAGCCGCUUUCGGAAUGGGACACCCGGAUCCGAAAAAGCGCUCUGACUACAGGAGUGGAGGCUUCAUAGAUGACACAGAGAGGACACUCCUGAACGCAGGACUCCCCGAAUACUACUCCCAUAUAGUUGCACUCUUCGAAAAGGAGAAGAACUACUCAUACGUUAUCGAUUUCGCCCGACUCACUCUUCAAUUUUUUAGAGUCGGUCACGAGGAUGUGUAUUUGACCCGGAUUCGGAAAGACAUGCAUAGUCGGCUCUUCAGUGCCGCCAUCCAAACAUCCCGCUACGAACUUGCCCAUUCUACCCUGUGUCUAUUCACCGAUAGCGCACUCCAACAAUCCUCCCUCCGCAUCCUAGUCACCAAGAUGUGCGAAGCAUCCUGCGCCUCCCAACUCAUCGACCUCCCCUUUCUUGGCCUCCAAGAAAACGUCGACGACAUCCUUCGCCAGAAGUGCCAGAGCAUAGUGGAAGUCAAUAACGGCAUUCCCUACCACAAGAUUCUGUAUGCGUGGCGCAUUAAGCACAGCGAUUUCCGAGGCGCGGCCGCCAUCUCCCUCGAGCGCUUGCAGCGUUUACAGCAGUCCGGGGACGGGGACAAGAUUAUUGGAGACGGAGGCCUCGAGACACCCGUCACAAAGCAGUACGUCGCACUCAUCAAUGCCCUGAGCUGCGUCGAUCCUAAGCAAGCCUGGAUCCUGUCGGAAGAGCUCCCACGCAAGUCCAGCACGGCUGGCGUGAACUGCAAGAAGACGCCGCCCAAGAGACACGUGGUCACGCUGGAUGACGUGAGGAGGGCAUACCAAGCGGAACUCGAUCGCCUCGCGGCUAUUGCGAAUAACCAGUUCGCAUUUGGCGGCGGCGAUGAGAUGGACGUUUUAUGA
Drepanopeziza brunnea f. sp. 'multigermtubi' MB_m1 is the source of this 3774-nucleotide messenger RNA. RefSeq lists its product as uncharacterized. NCBI's taxonomy places the organism in Eukaryota, Fungi, Ascomycota, Leotiomycetes, Helotiales, Drepanopezizaceae. Gene Ontology annotation, molecular function: structural constituent of nuclear pore. The record is from RefSeq and is a predicted model, not a curated record. Gene Ontology annotation, cellular component: nuclear pore.